Messenger RNA from Physeter macrocephalus (sperm whale), 8955 nucleotides. It is a transcript of the gene WDR19, whose product is annotated as WD repeat domain 19. Gene Ontology annotation, cellular component: intraciliary transport particle A; cilium. Lineage: Eukaryota; Metazoa; Chordata; Mammalia; Artiodactyla; Physeteridae. The transcript is spliced from 36 exons. The record is from RefSeq and is a predicted model, not a curated record. The coding region runs from base 256 to 4107 and encodes 1283 amino acids. Gene Ontology annotation, biological process: intraciliary retrograde transport; cilium assembly. Gene Ontology annotation, molecular function: protein binding.
CUUACGAACCCCGGGGGAGCGGGAAGAAGUCCGCCAAGAGUCGCUUUGAGGAUAGGAGCUUGUGACCUCCCUUCGUCCUCCCUACGUGUUUUCUCACUGCUAGAAAAGACUUGGCUUGGCACACCAAUAAAGUUUACCUGGCAGAAAACAUCAGGAAACUACCUUGCAGUAACAGGAGCUGAUCAUAUUGUGAAAAUCUUUGAUCGCCAUGGUCAAAAAAGAAGUGAAAUCAACUUAUCUGGUAACUGUGUUGCUAUGGAUUGGGAUAAGGAUGGAGAUAUCCUAGCAGUGAUUGCUGAGAAAUCCAGUUGCAUUUAUCUGUGGGAUGCCAACACAAACAAAACCAGCCAGUUAGAUAGUGGCAUGAGGGAUCAAUUGUCUUUCCUUCUUUGGUCAAAAUUUGGAAGUUUCCUGGCUGUUGGAACUGUUAAAGGAAAUUUGCUUAUUUAUAAUCGUCAGACAUCUCGAAAGAUUCCUGUCCUUGGAAAACAUACUAAGAGAAUCACAUGUGGAUGUUGGAAUGCAGAAAACAUGCUUGCUUUAGGUGGUGAAGAUAAAAUGAUUACAGUUAGUAAUCAGGAAGGUGACACGAUAAGACAGACACCAGUGAGAUCAGAGCCUGGCGACAUGCAGUUUUCCAUGAUGAAGACUGAUGACCGAACCUCCACUGCUGAAAGCACAAUAAGUGUAGUGGUUGGCAAGAAAACUUUGUUUCUUUUUAACCUGAAUGAACCAGAUAGCCCAAUUGAUCUGGAGUUUCAGCAGCGCUACGGCAACAUUGUCUGCUAUAGUUGGUAUGGUGAUGGCUACAUCUUGAUUGGUUUUUCACGUGGAAUUUUUGUGGUCAUUUCCACUCAUAUUCGAGAGAUCGGUCAAGAGAUAUUUCAGGCUCGUGACCAUAAAGAUAGUCUAACCAGUAUUGCAGUAUCACAGACCCUUAACAAAGCUGCUACAUGUGGUGAUAACUGCAUUAAAAUCCAUGACUUGGCAGAAUUAAAAGACAUGUAUGCUAUAAUCAACCUGGAUGAUGAAAAUAAAGGGUUGGGCACCUUGUCCUGGACAGAUGAUGGUCAGUUGCUGGCACUGUCUACCCAGAGGGGAUCACUCCAUGUUUUCCUGACCAAGCUCCCUAUCCUCGGGGAUGCCUGCAGCACCAGGAUUGCAUAUCUCACCUCCCUCCUUGAAGUCACCAUAGCCAAUCCUGUUGAAGGAGAGCUACCAGUCACAGUUUCUGUGGAUGUGGAACCCAACUUUGUAGCCGUAGGGCUUUAUCAUCUGGCUGUGGGAAUGAAUAAUAGAGCUUGGUUUUAUGUCCUUGGAGAGAACGCUGUUAAAAAAUUGAAAGAUGUGGAGUAUCUGGGGACAGUAGCCAGCGUUUGCCUUCAUUCUGACUAUGCAGCUGCACUUUUUGAAGGCAAAGUCCAGUUACAUUUGAUAGAAAGUGAAAUGUUGGAUGCUCAAGAAGAACGUGAGACUCGACUUUUCCCAGCAGUGGAUGAUAAGUGCCGUAUUUUAUGUCAUGCCUUAACUGGUGAUUUCCUCAUCUAUGGCACAGAUACUGGUGUCAUUCAGUAUUUCUACAUUGAAGAUUGGCAAUUUGUUAAUGAUUAUCGACAUCCUGUCAGUGUGAAAAAGAUUUUUCCUGACCCAAAUGGGACCAGAUUAGUUUUCAUUGAUGAAAAAAGUGAUGGAUAUGUCUACUGUCCAGUUAAUGAUGCUACCUUUGAGAUUCCAGAUUUUUCACCAACCAUUAAAGGUGUUCUUUGGGAAAACUGGCCAAUGGAUAAAGGUGUGUUUAUUGCCUACGAUGAUGAUAAGGUGUACACUUAUGUCUUUCACAAGGACACUAUACAAGGAUCCAAGGUCAUUUUGGCUGGUGGCACCAAAGUUCCCUUCUGUCAUAAACCUUUGCUGUUAUAUAACGGAGAGUUGACCUGCCAGACACAGAGUGGAAAAAUAAACAACAUCUACCUUAGCACCCACAGCUUCCUCCACAGUUUAAAAGAUGUGGGGCUUAAUGAUCUGAGGCAGAUGCUGACGCAGACUUUAAUGUUAAAGAGGUUUUCUGAUGCUUGGGAAAUGUGCAAGAUUCUGAAUGAUAAUGCUGCCUGGAAUGAGUUGGCCAGAGCUUGUCUACACCACAUGGAAGUGGAGUUUGCAAUCCGUGUUUAUCGGACAAUUGGAAACGUUGGCAUGGUGAUGUCCUUGGAACAAAUAAAGGGAAUAGAGGACUACAGUCUUUUGGCAGGACAUCUUGCCAUGUUUACUAAUGAUUUCAACCUGGCUCAGGACCUGUACCUGGCAUCCAGCUGUCCCAUUGCUGCCCUGGAGAUGAGAAGGGAUUUACAGCACUGGGACAGUGCUCUACAACUGGCAAAGCGUUUAGCCCCAGACCAAAUACCGUUUAUAUCAAAAGAAUAUGCUAUUCAGCUUGAUUUCACGGGUGAUUAUGUAAAUGCUUUGGCUCAUUAUGAGAAAGGAAUAACAGGUGAUAAUAAGGAACAUGAUGAGGUAUGUCUGGCUGGCGUGGCCCAGAUGUCCAUAAGAAUGGGAGACAUCCGCCGAGGGGUUAGCCUAGCCCUCAAGCACCCUAGCAGGGUCCUUAAAAGAGACUGUGGAGCCAUAUUGGAGAAUAUGAAGCAAUUUUCAGAAGCAGCUCAACUCUAUGAAAAAGGUCUCUACUAUGACAAAGCAGCAUCUGUCUACAUCCGCUGUAAGAAUUGGGCAAAAGUUGGUGAACUUCUGCCUCAUGUGUCUUCUCCAAAGAUUCACCUGCAGUAUGCCAAAGCUAAAGAAGCAGAUGGAAGAUACAAAGAAGCUGUUGUGGCUUAUGAGAACGCAAAACAGUGGAACAGCGUGAUCCGCAUCUACCUGGACCACCUCAACAAUCCAGAAAAGGCUGUCAGUAUUGUCAGAGAAACCCAGUCCCUGGAUGGAGCCAAGAUGGUAGCCCGGUUUUUUCUACAGCUAGGUGACUACGGGUCUGCCAUCCAGUUUCUUGUUAUGUCCAAAUGUAAUAAUGAAGCUUUCACACUGGCUCAGCAGCACAACAAAAUGGAAAUCUAUGCGGACAUUAUUGGUUCUGAAGACACUACUACCGAGGACUAUCAAAGCAUUGCCUUAUAUUUCGAAGGAGAAAAAAGACAUUUUCAGGCUGGAAAAUUCUUCUUGCUGUGUGGCCAGUAUUCACGAGCACUUAAACACUUGCUGAAAUGUCCAAGCUCAGAAGACAAUGCAGCAAUAGAAAUGGCAAUUGAAACUGUUGGUCAGGCCAAAGAUGAACUGCUGACCAGUCAACUGAUAGACCACCUUAUGGGGGAGAGUGAUGGCAUGCCUAAGGAUGCCAAGUACCUGUUCCGCUUGUACAUGGCCCUGAAGCAGUACCGAGAAGCCGCCCGGACUGCCAUCAUCAUUGCCAGGGAAGAGCAGUCUGCAGGAAACUAUCGGAAUGCACAUGACGUUCUCUUCAGCAUGUAUGCGGAACUUAAAUCUCAGAAGAUCAAAAUUCCCUCUGAGAUGGCCACCAACCUCAUGAUUCUGCACAGUUACAUACUAGUGAAGAUUCACGUUAAAAAUGGAGAUCAUAUGAAAGGGGCACGUAUGCUUAUCCGGGUGGCCAACAACAUCAGCAAGUUUCCGUCACACAUCGUGCCAAUCCUGACGUCUACCGUGAUCGAGUGUCACAGGGCCGGCCUGAAGAACUCUGCCUUCAGCUUUGCAGCCAUGUUGAUGAGGCCCGAGUACCGCAACAAGAUAGAUGUCAAAUACAAAAAGAAGAUCGAGGCAAUGGUCAGGAGACCUGAUACAUCCGAGGCAGAAGAGGCCACAACCCCAUGUCCGUUCUGCGAAUUUCUUCUCCCAGAGUGUGAACUCCUCUGUCCUGGAUGUAAAAAUAACAUCCCAUAUUGCAUUGCAACAGGUCGACAUAUGUUAAAGGAUGAUUGGACGGUGUGUCCACGUUGCGACUUCCCUGCACUGUAUUCAGAAUUCAAGAUCAUGUUAAACGCUGAAAGCACAUGUCCUAUGUGUUCAGAAAGAUUAAACUUUGCUCAGCUGAAGAAAAUCUCAGACUGUACCCAGUACCUGCGGACAGAAGUGGAGCAGUGAGUGGCAUGUGCAGGUAAGUGCCAGACCCUCCACUUACCUUCCCGGGGCACGAGAUCCACGGGGUGGACACAGCUUUACAGUGUGUUUUGCCAUUGGCUCCUUUUUGUGCGUCAUGUAACUUGUCAGAUUUGAACGAACAAAACUUGUCAGAUUUUAAACAAACCUCUGAUGGACUUUUAAAAAAAGCUAAAACGCAGGUUGUACAGUCUCCAUGGUGACAAAGGUUAUUUGACCAAGCAGCAUCAUGGAUUCCAACCAAAACGUAUAUUAUCAAAUCACAUGGGCUUCUUUUUAACCAGUCCAUUAAAACUGUAGCUAGCUAUUAACGGUGGGGUUUUUGAGCUCUAUAAUUCAGGAGAAUAUAUUGUAAAAAUUUUUGCUUCCAGAGGCUUGAAAAAUCCCCAUUUCUUUUUCUUUCCAAGUGUCAUUUUUCUUGCAUGGAAGCAGCACAAUACCCUCUCACUCCAUUGGCAAGAAUUUACUCAUAGGGCCACACGUACUGCAAAGGGAGGCAGGGAAACAUAGUCUCCAGGUGGAAAGCCAAAAGCCCCUGCCAAAAACUCUUUAAGAUUCUUUAAUUAAAAGGAAAAAGUACGAUUAGUCCCUGACACAGCACUAAACAUGGUUAAAACGGAACCCUAGGUUUUCACACGAAACCUGUUCUCACAAUCUUCACUCCAUCAGUAAACAGCAGCUCCAUCCUACCAGCUGAUCAGGAUGGAAAUGUGGACACCACCCAUCCCCCAGUCCAUGGGCAAGUCCUCUCAGUCCCCCUCCAGUGUAUCUGGUUCCCUUCCUCAGGGGGACUUUUUAUUGCACCUGCAAAAAUAAAGAGCCUAAAAGAGUCGACAUGAACUGGCCCAGCCUCCUCUGCUCACUACGCUGCAGCCCCACUGGCCUCUUGGCUGUUCCUUGGACUCCAAACUGCUUUCUGUAGCACCUGCAGUCUCUCACAUUCCUGCCAGCAGCACCCAAGGGUUGUAGUUUUCCCAUAUCCUCACCAACACUUGCUGUUGUCUGCAUGCUUGAUUAUAACCAUCCUAGUAGGUGUGAAGUAGUAUCGCAUUGUGGUUUUGAUGUGCAUUUCCCUGAUGAUAACGAUGUUGAGCAGCUUUUCAUGUGCUUGUCGGCCAUUUGUAUAUCUUCUUUAGAGAACUGUCUUCAAGUCCUUUACCCGUUUUUUUAACUGGGUAUUUUGUCUUUUUAUCGAGUUGUAAGAAUCCUUAAUAUAUUCUAGGUACAAGUCCUCUAUCAGAUACAUGACGUGCAGAUAUCCUAUUCUGUGGAAGUAUUUUUUUACUUUCUUCAUAGCAUCCUUUGAUGUACAAAAAGUUUUUAUUAUUUUGAUGAAGUCCAAUUUAUUUUUUUGCCUUUGGCUGCUUGUGUUCUUGGUGUCAUGUCUAAGAAACCACUGCUUAACCCAGCGUCACAAAGAUUGACACUUAUGUUUCAUUCUAAGAGUUCUAUAGUUGCUGCUCUUAUACUUAACGUCUUUGAUCCAUUUAAUUUUUGUGUAUGGUGUGAGGUAUGGUCCCAAUUUCCUUUUGUGUGUGGAUGACCAGGUGUCUCAGCACCAUUUGUUGAAAAGACUGUUCCUUUCCUAUUAUUACUGGGUAUUGUCUUAUUAUUAUUGUUAUAAAGGUUCUUUAUUUGUAUAUUCUAGAUCUAAAUCUUAUAUUUAUUUUGAUGAUGUUUUCUCCCACUCUGUGGCUUCCCACUUCUUUUUCUUAAUGGUCUUUUUUUUUUUUUUUGUAAUAUAGUUGAUUUAUCAAUACAAUGUUGUGUUACUUUCAGGUGUACAGCAAAGUGAAUCAGUUAUACAUAUAUCUUAAUGGUCUUUUGAUGAGAUUUUAUUUUUCUAACCAGAAAAUUCAGUUAAUUUGAGUUGUUAUUAUAGUGUAAAUUAGGUAUGCUAAGUUUGUUACAGUCUUCAGAUUCUGAUGCUGCCCAUUGGGAAUAGAUUUCUAUUUAUAUAUACAUUUUUUUUUUUUUUUUCCUGUGUUGGGUCUUCGUUUCUGUGCAUGGGCUUUCUCUAGUUGCGGUGAGCGGGGGCCACUCUUCAUCGCGUGCGCGGGCCUCUCACUGUCGCGGAGCACAAGCUCCAGACGCGCAGGCUCAGAAGCUGUGGCUCACGGGCCUAGUUGCUCCGCGGCAUGUGGGAUCUUCCCACACCAGGGCUCGAACCCGUGUCCCCUGCAUUGGCAGGCAGACUCUCAACCACUGCACCACCAGGGAAACCCUGAUGAGCAGAUUUUGAUUCUGAUGAAUUAUAAUUUAUCAAUGUUUCAUUUUAAUAUUUUAUUACUUUCUGUGUCUUAAGAAAAUUUUUGCCUACUCAAAAGUCAGGAGCAUAGUUGCCUAUGUUUUCUUCUAGAAGCUCUGGGUCUGUGAUCCAUCUUGAAGUUAUUUUUGUUUACAGUAUGAGGUGGGGAUUGAGAACCUUUUCCCCCUCAAGUAGAUAUCCAGUCUUCCAACACCACUUGUUGAAAAGCUUUCCUUUCCCCAUUGAACUGCUUGCAUGCCUUUGUUGAAAAUCAGCUGGGUUUUAAAUAUGGGUCUACAUCUGGACCCUCUCUUCUUUUCCAUUGCUCUAUUUGCCCCCUAUUUUUAUACUGGACUGUGUCUUCAUUACUGUGACGUCAUAGUAUAUCUUAAAGCCAGGUAUUGUGGAUCCUACAACUUUGUCAUUUUUUUCCAAGACUGUUUUGACUGCUCUUAACUUCUCUCCAUUUCUCUCUAAAAUUUUAGAAUCAGCUUGUCAAAUUCUGUUUUAAAAUCUUGCUCAAAUUAUGAUUGGGAUAUGUUUAUUUUUCUGUUGCCACAUAACAUAUUAUCACAUAUUUAGCAUCUUAAAACAAUAUACAUUUAAUAUUUCACAACUUUUUUUGAGGUACAAUUAUCACCUUGUAUUAGUUUUAGGUGUACAACAUAAUGAUUUGAUAUAUGUUUAUACUGUGAAAUGAUUACCACAGUAAUUUAGUUAACAUCCAUCACCACACAGUUACAAUUUUUUUUAAUUGAGAACUUUUAACACCUGUUCUCUUAGCAACUUCCAAGUAUACAGUGUUGUUAACUGUGAUCCCCAUGCUGUAUAUUACAUCCCCAGGACUCACUUGUAACUGGAAUUUUAUACCUUUCGACCACCUUCAUUCUGCCCACCCCCACCCUCUGGCAACCAACAAAUUGUUCUGUAUCUAUGAGUUCAGUGGGGUUUUUUUUUUUUUAAUUAAACAUGUAAGUGAGAUCAUACAGUAUCUGUCUUUCUCUUAUUUCAUUUAGCAUAAUGUCCUCAAGGUCCAUCCAUGUUGUUGCAAAUGGCAGUAUUUCCUUCUUCUUUAUAUGUAUAUACACAUGUAUACAUAUAUACCACAUAUGCUUUAUCCAGUGCCAUUUUCUUUAUCCAGUAUUAGUGGACACUUAGGUCAUUUCCAUGUCUUGGCUAUUGUAAAUAAUGCUGUAAUGAACACUGGGGUGCAGAUAGCUUUUCAAGAUAGUGAUUUUGUUUCCUUCAGAUAAACACACAGAAGGAGAAUUGCUGGAACAUAUGGUAGUUCUAUUUUUAACUUUUUGAGGAAUCUCUAUAGUGUUUUCCAUAAUGGCUGCAUCAAUUUACAUGCCCACCAACAGUGCACGAUGGAUACCUUUUCUCCAUAUCCUUGCCAAGACUUGUUAUUUCUUGUCAUUUUGACAAUAGCCAUUCUGACAGGUGUGAGGUGAUACCUCAUCGUUGUUUUGAUUUGCAUUUCCCUGAUUAGUGAUGCUGAGCACCUUUUCAUGUACGUAUUGACCAUAUGUAUGUUUUCUUUGGAAAAAUGUCUAUUCAGAGCCUUUGCCCAUUUUUUUAAUUGGAUUUUUUUUCUAUUGAGUUGUAUGAGUUUAUAUAUUUUGUAUGUUAACCCAAAUUAUCAGAUAUAUGAUUUGCAAAUAUUUCUCCCAUUCCAUAGGUUGUUGCCUUUUCAUUUUGUUGAUGGAAACUUUUUAGAUUGAUGUAGUCUUGUUUAUAUUUGCUUUGUUGCCUUUGCUUUUGGUGUCACAUACAAACAUACAUUGCCAAGACCAAUGUCAAGGAGCUUACUCCCUACGGUUUCGUCUAAGAGUUUUAUGUUGUCAGGCCUUAUGUUCAAGACUUUAAUCCAUUUUGAGUUAAUUUUUGUGUAUGGUGUAAGAUAGUGAUCCAGUUUCAUUCUUUUGCACGUGGCUCUCAAGUUUCCCCAACACCAUUUAUUUAAGAAAGAGACUGCCUUUCCCCUUGUAUAUUUCCCCUUGUAUAUUCUUGGCUUCUUUGUCAUAAAUUGACCAUAUAUGCACAGGUUUAUUUCUGGGCUCUCUAUUCUGUUCCAUUAAUCUGUGUGUCUGUUUUUACACUGAUACCAUACUGUUUCGAUUACUAUAGCUGCAUAAUAUAGUUUGAAAUCAGGAAGUGUGGUGCUUCCAGCUUUGUUCUUUCUCAACACUGCUUUUUGGCUGUUCAGUGUCUUUGUCAUUCCAUACAAAUAUUAGGAUUGUUUGUUCUAUUUCUGUGAAAAAUGCCAUUGGAAAUUGAUAGGAAUUGCAUUGAAUCUGUAGAUUGCUUUGGGUAGUGUGGAAACUUCAACAGUAUUAAUUUUUCCAAUCCAUAAGCAUAGAAAAUCUUCCCAUUUAUUUAUAUCUUCAGUUUCUUUCAUCAGUGUCUUAUAGUUUUUCAGUGCACAGGUCUUUCACCUCCUUAGUUAAAUUCAUUCCUAGGUAUUCUUUUUUUUUUUUUUUUUUUUUUUUUUGCGGUACGCAGGCCUCUCACUGUUGUGGCCUCUCCCGUUGCGGAGCACAGGCUCCGGAGGUGCAGGCUCAGCGGCCAUGGCUCACGGGCCU